CCGGGUAUUAAACCGUAGUUUGAACUAUUCGCUCCGCGAAAAAACGCCUUUAUAUUUUUCUGUUCCAAAAAAUGUACCUACAUUAUAUCGAGAUUGGAUAUGUUCCGAUAUAUCAGUACUGAAUUUACUGGACGCCGUUCCGAUAUUAUUUUCAGUACACUAAUUCCAGUACUGAUAAUCGUUUUGAAUGCUCCGCCAGUGACGUCAUUAAUAUUUAGUGGACAGGGAAUAGGGACUCGUGUUAAGUCGUUUGGUGUGUCGAAUCGCGAUUUUAAAAUCACCUUCUUUCUACUGUACCUUUACAGUACGCUGUUGAAAUCGGAACGGCAAACGACAGUAGUAAAAUCCAGUACGGGCAGUUGAUAACGGAACAUAGCCGUAAAUAGAUGAGUAGUGUGAAGUGAAGUGAGGUGCAUUGUCCAUAGAAGUAUAGAAGCCACUUGGGCGGGGGUUUACAUGUAAUUUUUCUAUUUUUUGUUGAAACAGUCAUUAAUGUCAUUUCAACUGUCAUUUCCUAUCUGAGAAAUGCACAGUUUCCUAACCUGUAAAAAUUAAUUUUCAAAAAAAUUUCGUUUUAUAUUUGUCUUGUUUGUAUAUUUAUUAUUAUAUUCUAAUAGAUGUUUGUGAAUUUUACAAAGCACAAUUAACUAAUUUAUAAAAAAAAUAGUCUAUACAAAAUGGAAACGGAGGUGGGCACCAAAGAUUCCAGCAAACUUCACUUGGAAUUGGAAAAUCACACAAAACAAUUUCUGGAAGUUAUCCAGGAUUUCUAUGAGCAAGAAAGUCUGGCCAAUGUUACCUUGUCUUGUGAAGGGAAAUGCCUUAAGGCUCACAAACUUAUAUUGUCGGCGUCCAGUGAAUAUUUUGACAGUAUUUUAAAGGCCUACCAAGAUUGGGACCAUCCAAUUAUUUACUUGGAUAAUGUAAACUUCAGAGAUCUUCAAUAUGUGGUUACUUUUAUGUACCAUGGUGAACUACAUCUGCCCCAAGAACAUUUGAUUAAUAUUUUAAAUUUGGGAAAAUCGUUGCAAGUCAAAGGUUUGGGCAUUACAAAAACUACAAAUGACGUCAUUGAAGUUCAGGGUCAAGUGCCUUCUGAGACUGAAAAGGUUGAAUCACAACUUAAAAAUUUAUUAAAUGAAACCCAGAAAACCAGAUCCAUGCUCACAAUUAAGCCAGCUAAAAAACCAAAAAGACUGUGUCAUAAUUCAGGCACUAAGAGAAAACAACCAAAGAAAAUAUUAAAUAGUAAUGACGUUUCAAAAAAUUCCGGUAAUUUAAGUGACAGUACCCUAAUGUUAAACCCAUGUACAUUAGAAUUCAGACUUACUCCUCCUUCAAAUGAAAUAAAAUCUUUGCUGAAAAAAAGAUUGAGGCAACACAUUCCUACACUUAAAAAAAAAAGAUUAAGGAACAGUAGUACUCCUUUAACUUCAACAAGAAAAUCUACAUCUACGUCACAAGAAGAUAAUACCCCAAUGACAAUAAGUCCCAUACCCGAACCACCUCAAAUUAUUGAAAAUAUUGAACCAACACCAGAAGUAUUAAAUACAAAUUCUCCUUCACCAGAAUUAAGUAAAACUUGCCACGAGAAUGAUAAUGUACAAGAAAAUGUUACAAUAGAAAGUGAAUCUAGACAGGAUGAAAUCAGUUGUCCAAUAAUACCAAAUGAAACAAAUAAUGAAAAUCCCCAAAUCCCCAUAUCACCUGAUCCUGUGAAAACAAGCCCAAGGCCAGCAAAUCCCUUAGAAGAAAAUUACUCCAGGCCCACAUCACCCAAUCCUUUAAAAACAAGCCCAAGCCCAGAACCCUUUGAUGACGAAAUCCUGAUUCAUGUUCCUUUAAAAUCCAGCCCGGAAGCCAGUCCUAUACAUGAAAGUUCCGCAAUGUAUGCCCUAUUGAAUUCGAUUCCUAGACUUGACAGUCCCGACAGUGAUCUUUUCUCGUUUUUAAAAGAUGAAAAUGAUUCAAAUAAUGAUGAUGUUGAUAACCAAUCACCAGUAUGUAGUGCCUUUAUGAUGUUUUCUAGAGAUUUUCGAGAGAAUUUUAAAGUGAAACAUCCAGAGGAUUCAAAUUUGGAACUUUUAAAAAAGAUGAAGAUUGCGUGGGAAACUAUGAAUCCCGGAAUCAAAGCGUAUUAUUACAGGAAGGCAUCGAAAUCUCAAAACAAUGAACAACCUCAGUUGAGUCAAGAAUAUGAAUUGGUUGAUCAACCUCAAGAAUAUGAAUUGGAUGAACAAUCUCAAGAAUUUGAGUUGGAUGAACAACUUCCAUUAAAUGAACAAUUUUCAUUGGAUGAACAAUCUCAGCUGAUCCCGCUUCAGCCAAUCAAAGUUGAAGAUGAAAGCAUGAUUGAAGAAGUAGAGGAAUCUACAAAAAGAAAGAAUCCUUUUUUAGAGGAUCAUAAUUAUUUUAAAAAAAGAUUGAAAGAUGAAGUAAUAGUGGCCAUAAUCGACUUGAGUGAUUGAAUAUGAAUGUACUUUGUGAUAUAAACAUUAAUUUACUAUUUUUUCUAUUGAUAAGAAUUUUUUUUAUUUUUUUGCCCAAAACCAAGGUUUAUGACGUCAUCAGAGGUGCCUCAACAUAAUGCAAAUGUCUAUAAUCCACCCCAGAUGCGUUCAGUUACCCAUUACCACAGACAACCUAUUACCUUUAGAAACUUGGGUUGUUUGAUAACUUUAUGACAUUAUCUAGGGUGCCUCAAUAUAAUCCAAAUUUCCUUGAGGUACCACAAAUGACGUCAUCAAGUUACCUAUUACCAGACAACCAAUAGAAACCUUGGUCCGAAACUUCAAAAAGUUUAAAUACAGAACAAGAAAAAUCACAGUUUUGGAUUUGACUGAUUGACAUUUUUUUGUUUUGAACACUUUCAGGGCAGCACUGGAAAUGAUAUUACACUAAACAAAAUUUUAUAUAUUGCUAACAUGUAAUAGACUGAUCCACCUCCGGUGUAUCCCCUUCAAUUAGGCUGUCAAAUUGUCGAGGGGUUAAUGUGUUGCCCUAUGCCUAGGGUUUCCAUAAAGGUUAUUCGAAAUCCAGGACCUAGGAGUCAAGAAAUCCGGACUUAUGGCCGUUAAAUUUUGUAUAAGGAUGAAUUUUGUUUAUUUUUCGCAAAAAUAUAUUUUUACAGAAAUUAAUAGAUAGGUACACUUGGCCAAACAUAAAACUGGUACAGUGGCAGGAUACAAAAUUUCGAAUUUUUGGUAGGUACCUCCCAAGGAGAAUACACACUCAUCUAAGGAGUGCUCAUCGGUUUUGUUUCUGGUAAAUGCCGCCACAUUGUUGUGAAACCAUUUCCGACGUCAUCAGCUGUUUAAACAGCCUACGUCAAGGCGAGAAAUAACAUGCUGCCUACGUCACAACUGGUAUUGUUACCAAUGUUUGUUACACACACACACACACACACUUAUGAGGAUAGGCCUGUAGUAGUAGUGUGUAUCAUCCUUGGGUAUCUCCGAGUUUUCCGGACAUUGUUCCGAAUUCCGGCCGGACUUCCCCGGACACCCUAAAAACCCAAACAUGUCCGGGUAAAUCCGGACGUAUGGCAACCCUACCUAUGCCUAUUAAUGCCUUAUUCUCACUUGCACGAAAUUUGCUCUUUUUUUGACAUUGCUUCGAAACUUUGACGUUUUAUGUAUGGUAUCAAACGUCAAAUUGUCGAAGCAAUGUCAAAAAAGAGCGAAUUUCGCGUAAGUGAGAAUUAAGCUUAAGACUUUGCUCCAAAAAAUCUGGGAUCACGACAAAUAGAAUUCUACUUUCAUGACGUCAUUCGCGACCAAUUUUUCGCAUAGAGUACAAUGAUUUUUUUGAUUAACAUUUAUAGAAACUAUCCUUGAUUAUCUGGGAAAAUUCAUAUCAUCAAGAAUAUUUAAUGGAUUUUCAGAAAAAAAUCUUUUUUUUUUCUUGCUCCGAACACUUCCAAAACUAUGGUCAGAUUUCCCCCAAACCCACAACGACAAAUAGUUUCCGAAUCUACAAAAUCUGCUCAAGGUUAUUUGAUAGAGAUAGGUUGCCUGGAUAACUUUAUGACGUCAUCUAGGGUGCUUCAACAUAAUGCAAAUCUCCAUAAAACAACCUAACUUUAGAAACUUUGUUAUAAUAUAACAUUUUGUGUCACGUGAGCAGGAAAAAAAUUUCGAUUGAAUUUUUCAAUACUGUCAGCUUCUCAAUAGUUGUAUUCCUUCCAAGAAUUCAGAACAAUAGAGCUACUUGCUUCCAUUAAUGACGUCACAGCGGUGCACAACAAGGAUUUUUAUUCAAAAAAUGACAUGCAAUGUUGCCAACUCGAAGAUAUCAAAAUGCUCCUCAUUUAUAGUGAAAACGCUCACAAUAUGCUCAUAUCUUAGAGCAGGUAAAGUGCUAUCCUACGAACAUAAGGAGUAAGAACGUGCCAUUCUGCUUAUGGAACUAAAGUAAAGCCAAGUUUUUAGUAGUUGUUUGGCACUAAAAUACAGAUAAAGCAUUGAAUUGCCAAAAUACCUGGAAAAAAACGGCUUCAUUUCCCAACUUCAUGUUACUACUUCUCUUUACCUUUA
Messenger RNA from Ceutorhynchus assimilis (cabbage seed weevil), 4535 nucleotides. Lineage: Eukaryota; Metazoa; Arthropoda; Insecta; Coleoptera; Curculionidae. The record is from the annotation of a GenBank genome assembly.